UGGGUUGGGCAAGGAGGCAAGUACAACGGUGGUGGCGGCAGCAGCCCGAGUAGCACUGAAGGAUUCGGGUGGCGGGAACCGCGGUCAUGGACCAUAUCACGGUGCCCAAGGUAGAAAAUGUGAAAUUACUGGAUCGUUAUGUAGGUAAGAAACCAGCUAAUGGGAGUCUAUAUCUCACUGCAACCCACCUGAUCUAUGUGGAGGCUUCUGGUGCAGCCCGAAAAGAGACAUGGAUUGCACUGCAUCAUAUUACCACUGUGGAGAAGUUGCCCAUCACUAGCCUGGGUUGUCCCCUGAUCCUCCGCUGCAAGAACUUCCGGGUGGCCCACUUUGUUUUAGAAUCUGACUUUGUGUGCCAUGAGGUUUAUAUUUCACUGCUAAAGCUUUCUCAGCCAGCAUUACCUGAAGAUCUGUAUGCUUUUUCUUAUAAUCCCAAAUCUUCAAAAGAGAUGAGGGAAAAUGGAUGGAAGCUGAUUGACCCAAUAUCAGACUUUGGACGUAUGGGAAUUCCUAACAGGUACUGGACCAUAACAGAUGCCAACAGAAACUAUGAGAUAUGCAGUACCUACCCUCCUGAAAUAGUGGUUCCUAAAUCUGUUACGUUGGGAACGGUGGUUGGAAGUUCAAAGUUCAGAAGUAAAGAACGUGUGCCUGUGCUCUCCUACCUAUACAAAGAGAACAACGCUGCCAUUUGCCGCUGUAGCCAGCCUCUGUCUGGAUUUUAUACUCGCUGCAUAGAUGAUGAGCUCCUGUUAGAGGCUAUUAGCCAGACGAACCCAGGGAGCCAGUUUAUGUAUGUUGUAGACACAAGACCAAAGUUAAAUGCCAUGGCCAACCGAGCAGCUGGGAAGGGGUAUGAAAAUGAAGACAACUAUGCCAACAUUCGCUUCAGGUUCAUGGGCAUUGAGAACAUCCAUGUGAUGCGAAGCAGCCUGCAGAGACUCUUGGAAGUUUGUGAAUUGAAAACUCCAACAAUGAGUGAAUUUCUUAGCGGCCUGGAGAGCUCAGGGUGGUUGAGACACAUUAAAGCUAUUAUGGAUGCUGGAAUUUUCAUUGCAAAGGCAGUGAAGGUAGAAAAAACCAAUGUCUUAGUCCAUUGUUCUGAUGGGUGGGACCGCACAGCACAGGUCUGCUCUGUGGCCAGCAUCCUCCUAGAUCCAUUUUAUAGGACAUUCAAAGGACUCAUGAUACUGAUUGAGAAGGAAUGGAUAUCCAUGGGCCACAAGUUCUCCCAAAGGUGUGGCCACCUGGAUGGGGACUCUAAAGAAGUAUCCCCUGUCUUCACACAGUUCUUAGACUGUAUCUGGCAAUUAAUGGAACAAUUUCCUUGUGCCUUUGAGUUUAAUGAAAAUUUCCUGCUGGAAAUUCAUGACCAUGUUUUCUCCUGCCAGUUUGGGAACUUCCUUGGAAACUGCCAGAAGGAUCGAGAAGAUUUGAGAAUCUAUGAGAAAACCCAUUCCGUGUGGCCUUUCUUGGUUCAGAGGAAACCAGACUUCAGCAACCCUCUCUAUAAAGGCUUCACUGUGUAUGGGGUACUCCAUCCUAGUACUGUGCCCUACAACAUUCAGUUCUGGUGUGGGAUGUAUAACCGCUUUGACAAGGGGCUGCACCCCAAGCAGAGUAUGCUAGAGAGCCUCCUGGACAUUAAGAAGCAGAGAUCAAUGCUGGAGGCAGAUAUGCACAAACUAGAAAAGAAACUGAAAGCCCAUGAUGAGCCACCAGAAGAAGUCUGUACCUGCUCUCAAUUCGGGAGUUUAUUUUAUCAGAACCUGGGAACUCCUUUGACCAAUCCUCUUGGCUUUAUGGGUAUCGACGGAGACCUGAAUACCUUGAUGGAGAAUGGCACUCUUUCUAGGGAAGGAGGCCUUCGAGUUCAGAUGAAGCAAGUAAAAAGCCAGUGUGCAGACCUCCAUCAUGACCAUUAUGGGAUCAUGGGCAAACUUAGGGCCAUAAACAUUUCUGGAGAUGUCAGCUUCUCUGGAGACACAGGCAUUUCUGGGGUCUCAGGAAUCUCUGGCAUCACGAGCACCUCUGAGCCUAUGGGCUUCUAUGACGACAUCAGCAUCUCUGGGGCCAUGGGCUUCUCUGGGAGCAUGGGCAUCUCUGAAGACACAGGCCUCUCUAAGGCUAUCACCAAGAAGGCAGGCUUCUCUAAGCAACACAUGAGAACAAGUGGAAAUAUUGUCAGAGCGAAGAAUUAAGACCCCGUUGAGGGGCUGGAGAAAUGGUGUGCAACAGAUAACUGAACUGCAGAAUAGCUUAAAAGAAAAUUUUACUUGCAAGUAUAUUUAGUCAUAUGAUAUAAGCUAACAUUAUUGCCAAUAGAGACCCCAACAUAUCCCUGAGAAAUAAAUCAAAAUGGUCCAUGGGUGCUUGGUGGUUCAGAAUAUAUAAGGAAAUAGUUUUCUUGUUACAACACUUGUUUUCCCCAACUCACACCCUAGCUAGGUUUUAUAAUACUCAGUUAGCCAACUCCCUUUUUCAUAGCCCAUCGAUAAACUAGAAUCCACUACAUUCUAAAAUGAUCAAUUCCAAAAUAGUAGGGUCUGAAUAAUAUUGAUCAAUAGCAUUCUCAACAUCAGUUCAAGAGACAACUGAAAAUCUCAGUGCUUUAGACCCUGGCUUACACAUGGCCUAUGUGCCCAUCUAAGUUUUCCUAAAACAAGACUCUUCUUAGGUCUUCUUUCCCCCUGCCCUCCAUACUGCACAGCAUGUGGGAUCUUAAUUCCCUGACCAGGGAUUGAACCCGUUCCCCCUGCAGUGGAAGCACAGAAUCUUAACUACUAUAUCACCAGGGAAGUCCCUCUUCUUAGGUCUUUUUAUGAAGACCAGCGGUUUCACUUCCCUAGACAUCACAUCAAGUUUGUGGAUUUUUAGACAUAAUUGGAGCUACUUGUAAAAUCUGGUAGGGCUUAACACCUUGUACUAAUGUAAACUUUUGAAAAAAGCAUUCUUAAAGCAUGCCCAGAUACUCCAGGGAGAAGGGGAUGUAUUGUUUAAAUACCAAACUUUCCCCCAUUUGGGGUUAAUAUACUUUCUGUACACUUUCCUAUUCAGUCGUGUGUGUGUGUGUGUGUGUGUGUGUGUGUCUGUGUGUAUAUAUAUAUAUAGUGUCAGCAUUUUCAGAACUCCCAUUGCCAGUAGAAUCCAUAUCUUCACCUAAGAUGUCUAUUCUGUAUACCAUAUGUCUGGUUUCAGCUAAAAAAAAUGAGAUUUCUUAGUGAAAGAGCCAUCUCUGUUACUACCAUAUCCAUUUGUAAAACAGACAUCUCUAAAGGAUCACCUAUAUUUCUCUAUAAGAAAGAGGGACCUUUUCAUUGAAGUGUUAGAAGUAGCAGAGAAGAGCCAGGAUAGUUGCUUGAUUUCUUACCCAUAGCUAAACUAUGGACACACACACAAAAAUUCCUAUUUAGAGGGAGAACUCUAAGUCAUUUUGGUUGUCUUAUUUUCACAUAGAAAUAGGAGCCAUUUUUCUACUUACCUCUUCUUGGUAGCUGUUUUAAUUCUGUAUUUUUAAAGAACUAAUUCAUAUGUGUCUUUUCUAUUUAUAAAUAGGGGUCAUGUUUCUACUUACCUCUUCUUGAUAGCUGCCUUGUUCCUAUAAUUUUAAAACAUCAGUGUGAUUUCUUAUUGUAUCUUCUCUGAUUCCCCUCUUUCCACUAUUUGGUAUUUGGCUUAUAUAACAUAAAUCAUCAAAUGUUGCCAGUUGUCAUUUGACUUAUUACUUUUGGAAAAAAUUGGGAUUUGUGCAACUCGUUUUGAUAUGGAAGCUCCAUCUAACCUUGGCUUUGUGAAGGAAGUUGUCAAAGAGGAUGACAGCACUAAUCAUCUGCCACAAGUGAGUUUGUUCUGGAUCUUGCUUCAUACCCAGGGCU
Messenger RNA from Hippopotamus amphibius kiboko, 3875 nucleotides. RefSeq names its product myotubularin related protein 8 (gene MTMR8). Gene Ontology annotation, cellular component: nuclear envelope. The transcript is spliced from 15 exons. Gene Ontology annotation, biological process: negative regulation of autophagy; dephosphorylation. The record is from RefSeq and is a predicted model, not a curated record. Lineage: Eukaryota; Metazoa; Chordata; Mammalia; Artiodactyla; Hippopotamidae. The coding region runs from base 87 to 2201 and encodes 704 amino acids. Gene Ontology annotation, molecular function: phosphatidylinositol-3,5-bisphosphate phosphatase activity.